AUGACUCGCUCACGCAUGGGAGGACCACCAUGCACCAUCGUGAUCAAGCUUGGAACCUCUUCCAUCGUUCAUGAAACGACACAUCAGCCACUGUUGUCGACCUUGUCUUCCAUCGUGGAAACUGUUGUGCAACUCAAGAGACAGGGGCACAAAGUCGUCCUCGUGAGCUCUGGCGCCAUUGGGGUCGGAUUAAAGCGCAUGGACAUGCUCAAUCGACCAAAGAGUCUUUCUGGGAAGCAGGCAUUGGCAGCGAUUGGGCAAGGAAGAUUAAUCGCAUUAUGGGAUAACCUCUUCGGGCAAUUGGAGCAGCCGAUAGCACAAGUUCUCUUGACGAGAGGCGACAUCUCGGAUCGAACGCGGUAUCUCAACGCCGUCAACACCUUCAAAGAAUUACUCUCGAUGGGUGUCGUCCCAAUCGUUAACGAGAACGACACGGUCUCCGUCAGCGAAAUCAAAUUUGGAGAUAAUGAUACCCUUUCUGCCAUAACCUCUUCAAUGAUUCAUGCGGACUACCUCUUUCUUCUGACGGACGUGGACGGGCUCUAUACAUCGAAUCCACGAAAAGAUCCUUCUGCGAAGCAGAUCGAGGUAGUGAAUUCGAUAUCUGCCAUACGUUUGGAAGUUAGUACCACGACGCUCGGCUCCAGCCUUGGGACUGGAGGGAUGGAGACAAAACUCAUUGCAGCUGAAAUCGCCACGGCAGCUGGUGUAACGACCAUUAUUACCUCAAGCAAAAGACCAGAAAAUAUCUUCAGCAUCAUCGAAUACCACGCACGAUAUUCUCCCAUGACACGGCCACUCUCUGCUUCAACGGCUUCUCUCCCUUCGCCAGGUCAUGAUACCUCUGGUCCCCAACACCAACAAUAUAGCUCCAGCACACCAUCUAGCGGCACCUCUUCCCCUGCUCCCCUUCCACGUCCUCCACACACUUUAUUUACGGCGUCACCAACGCCCAUGCGAGAUCUAAAAUCAUGGACUAGCCACACGCUGUUCCCAUCCGGUAGCGUGAUCAUCGACGCAGGUGCACAUUACGUCCUGUCAAAACGUGAAUCGGGUGGCAGGUUGCUCGCGGCAGGCGUGGUGGGUGUCGUAGGCGCAUUUGCUUCUGGUCAGGCUGUGAGAAUUGUCAUUCGUCGCCAUGGAGGGCAGCAGGAAGAUGAGAGGAAAGCAUACGCACGGGCGCUUGAGAUCACCCGCCCGAAUACGCCCACUCAAUGGAGCAGUGAGGUUUCGGAAGAUGACUUGACACCUGCCCAACGCGAGGAAGAGGUCGCACAUGUAGAGGAAGACAUACUAGAGGUUGGGAGGGGUUUAGCAAACUACAACUCGGCGCAGAUUGUCAGAGUGAAAGGAUUGAAUAGCUCACAUCUUUCUCAGGUGCUUGGUUAUGCAGAUUCAGAGUAUGUCGUAGAGAACAUCACCAUCCGCGUCCCGCCUUCGGUUUCUUGA
Molecule: messenger RNA, 1449 nt
Organism: Laccaria bicolor S238N-H82
Lineage: Eukaryota; Fungi; Basidiomycota; Agaricomycetes; Agaricales; Hydnangiaceae
Product: glutamate 5-kinase
Exons: 7
Coding region: 1-1449 (482 amino acids)
Cellular component (GO): cytosol; cytoplasm
Molecular function (GO): ATP binding; glutamate 5-kinase activity; RNA binding
Source: RefSeq, a predicted model, not a curated record